GGCAUGCCCCGGACACUGAGCGCCUCCGACAUGGUCACCCCUGGCAGCCCUGGCCCACCCCCCACUGAGCCCACGGAUGGCGAGCAGGCCGGGCAGCCCCUCCUGGAUGGGGCUCCCUCAUCAGCCUCCCUGGACACCCUGAUCCAGCACCUGGUGCCCACGACUGACUACUACCCCGAGAAAGCCUACAUCUUCACCUUCCUCCUGAGCGCCCGCCUCUUCAUCGAGCCCCGGGAGCUCCUGGCCCGCGUCUGCCACCUGUGCAUUGAGCAACAGCAACUGGACCAGCCUGUGCUGGACAAGGCCCGGGUCCGGAAGUUUGGCCCCAAACUGCUCCAGUUGUUGGCCGAAUGGACGGAGACAUUCCCGCGGGACUUCCAGGAGGAGUCGACCAUCGGGCACCUGAAGGACGUGAUGGGCCGCAUUGCCCCCUGUGACGAGGCAUACCGAAAGAGGAUGCACCAGGUCCUGCAGGCUCUGCACCAGAAGCUGGCCGCUCAGGGCCAGGGCCCGGAAGGCCUGCUGGGUGCCGACAAGCCCAUCUCCUACAGGACCAAGCCGCCGGCCUCCAUCCACCGGGAGCUCCUCGGCGUCUGCAGUGACCCCUACACUCUGGCCCAGCAGCUGACCCACGUGGAGCUGGAACGGCUGCGGCACAUCGGGCCUGAGGAGUUUGUCCAGGCUUUUGUGAACAAGGACCCUUUGGCCAGCACAAAGCCCAACAGCCCCGAGUCCUGGGGAAGCCGGCCGGUCACCCACCCAGCGAGGGCGGAGGGCGGGGGUGGGCGUGGAACCGAGGCCCGGGGUGCGAAGGAGAGUGGAGCGCACCCCAGGCGCUCUCCAAACCCCCAAGGCUCUCCCAGCGCGUUUCGGUGGGCGCUGGUGCCCUCCAGCGGCCACCCGGGGUAG
Molecule: messenger RNA, 909 nt
Organism: Leptonychotes weddellii (Weddell seal)
Lineage: Eukaryota; Metazoa; Chordata; Mammalia; Carnivora; Phocidae
Source: RefSeq, a predicted model, not a curated record